Molecule: messenger RNA, 534 nt
Organism: Theileria orientalis strain Shintoku
Lineage: Eukaryota; Apicomplexa; Aconoidasida; Piroplasmida; Theileriidae
Exons: 1
Coding region: 1-534 (177 amino acids)
Source: RefSeq, a predicted model, not a curated record
AUGGAUAAGCAAUCAUGUUUUGUGCCAUUUGUACUACUCGUUGGAUUCAACAUCUUACAGUUCUCAACGUACGUCCUAAAGGUGCCACCACUAUUUCUAGUCUGUAAAAUACUGGUGUUGUUCGUCGUGUUCGGAGGACUUCUUAAAACACUGCUGGGAGACAAGCUUAAGGCUAAAAGUGACCUGGUCAACGAAGUGGUAUCUCAAAGAAACCUGGAGAAGGCAACCAAAGCACUCUGCAGCAACGUAAACCUGUUCGCAAACAAGUUGCUUUCGGUAAUAGUAUGGGAAGACUCAGUAAAUUCGCUCGUUUCACUGGUAGGAUUCUACUUAUUAGGACUGCUUCUCAAAGUGGUGCCUUCUGUGUUGGUAACCUUCGUGCUCUUGUGGGUCCUGUUUCUACACGUGUAUAUGAACGACUUCUUAAAAAAAAGGGUGUUUAUACACCUUGAUCCACACGUAAAGAAGCUUAAGGAGCUCGUAAAGAAAAAUUAUCACACAAUACCGAGGUUCAGGGAAAACAAAACUCUUUAA